This is a messenger RNA of Oncorhynchus gorbuscha (pink salmon), 1878 nucleotides long. Its product is annotated as vegetative cell wall protein gp1-like. The transcript has a single exon. The record is from RefSeq and is a predicted model, not a curated record. Lineage: Eukaryota; Metazoa; Chordata; Actinopteri; Salmoniformes; Salmonidae. Bases 1 to 1878 code for a protein of 625 amino acids.
AUGCCCCCAGUCCCAGUCCCCGCUUCCUGCCCCCAGUCCCCGCUUCCUGCCCCCAGUCCCCAUCCCCGCUUCCUGCCCCCAGUUCCUGCCCCCAGUCCCCAUCCCCGUCCCCCCCAGUCCCUGCUUCCUGCCCCAAGUCCCCGCUUCCUGCCCCCAGUUCCCAUCCCGAAAUAUUCAUGCCCCCAGUCCCCGCUUCCUGCCCCCAGUCCCCGCUUCCUGCCCCCAGUCCCCAUCCCCGCUUCCUGCCCCCAGUCCCUGCUUCCUGCCCCCAGUCCCCAUCCCCACUUCCUGCCCCCAGUCCCCCCCCCCCGCUUCCUGCCCCCAGUUCCCAUCCCGAAAUAUUCAUGCCCCCAGUCCCCAUCCCCGCUUCCUGCCCCCAGUCCCCGCUUCCUGCCCCCAGUCCCCAUCCCGCCCCCAAGUCCCCGUCCCUGCUUCCUGCCCCCAGUCCCCAUCCCGGAAUAUUCAUGCCCCCAGUCCCCGUCCCCGCUUCCUGCCCCCAGUCCCCGUCCCGCUUCCUGCCCCCAUCCCAGAAUCCCCCCAUCCCCGUCCCCGCUUCCUGCCCCCAGUCCCCAUCCCCGCUUCCUGCCCCCAUCCCCGUCCCCUAUCCUGCCCCCAGUCCCCAUUCCCGCUUCCUGCCCCCAGUCCCCAUCCCGGAAUAUUCAUGCCCCCAGUCCCCGUCCCCCCAGUCCCCAUCCUUCCUCCCCAGUCCCCAUCCCCGUCCCUCCCGUCCCUGCUUCCUGCCCCCAGUCCCCAUCCCGCUUCCUGCCCCCAGUCCCCAUCCCGGAAUAUUCAUGCCCCCCCCGUCCCCGUCCCCCAGUCCCCAUCCCCGCUUCCUGCCCCCAGUCCCCGUCCCUGCUUCCUGCCCCCAGUUCCCAUCCCGGAAUAUUCAUGCCCCCAGUCCCCGUCCCUGCUUCCUGCCCCCAGUCCCCAUCCCCGCUUCCUGCCCCCAGUCCCAUCCCGGAAUAUUCAUGCCCCCAGUCCCCGUCCCUGCUUCCUGCCCCCAGUCCCCAUUCCCGCUUCCUGCCCCCAGUCCCCAUCCCGGAAUAUUCAUGCCCCAGUCCCCGUCCCCGCUUCCUGCCCCCAGUCCCCAUCCCCGCUUCCUGCCCCCAGUCCCCAUCCCUGCUUCCUGCCCCCAGUUCCCAUCCCGGAAUAUUCAUGCCCCCAGUCCCCGUCCCUGCUUCCUGCCCCCAGUCCCCGUCCCCGCUUUCCUGCCCCCAGUUCCCAUCCCGGAAUAUUCAUGCCCCCAGUCCCCGUCCCUGCUUCCUGCCCCCAGUCCCCAUCCCCGCUUCCUGCCCCCAGUCCCCGUCCCUGCUUCCUGCCCCCAGUCCCCAUUCCCACUUCCUGCCCCCAGUCCCCAUCCCUAUCCUGCCCCCAGUCCCCGUCCCCGUCCCCCCCAGUCCCCAUCCCCGCUUCCUGCCCCCAGUCCCCGCUCCCCCCCAGUUCCCAUCCCGCCCCCCAGUCCCCGUCCCUGCUUCCUGCCCCCAGUCCCCGUCCCCUAUCCUGCCCCCAGUCCCAUCCCGUCCCCCAGUCCCCGUCCUGCCCCCCCCAGUCCCCAUCCCCGCUUCCUGCCCCCAGUCCCCGUCCCUGCUUCCUGCCCCCAGUCCCCGUCCCUGCUUCCUGCCCCCAGUCCCCGUCCCUGCUUCCUGCCCCCAGUCCCCGUCCCAGGAAUAUUCAUGCCACCGCUAUUCCCAGGAGGACCUCUGGGAGCACCAAGCUCUGUUUGUCACACAGAUAGAGCACUGUGACCACCGUGCCAUGUCUCUCCUCAAUGGGAUUCAGCUCAUCUGUAUUCAAAGCACAGAUGGAGCACAGUUUGACUGGUGUACCUUGAGUCACAGCCCUCAUCCCCACCCCUCCUCCUUCUGUAUCCCCAUGUGA